Molecule: messenger RNA, 3168 nt
Organism: Tigriopus californicus
Lineage: Eukaryota; Metazoa; Arthropoda; Copepoda; Harpacticoida; Harpacticidae
Product: putative ferric-chelate reductase 1 homolog
Exons: 1
Coding region: 1403-2902 (499 amino acids)
Molecular function (GO): oxidoreductase activity, acting on metal ions
Source: RefSeq, a predicted model, not a curated record
AGUUUCUUUAUUUUUUUUGACAAGAAAUUGAAUCUUCUUUAUUACAAUGCUUGACAUUACGACACUUUUUAAGUGAUUCCCAUGUUAUGGUAUAGUAUACAAUUGAUUCUUUUCGAGAGCCUAGUGCUAUUGCUUAGGGCACUUUUGCUCACUUCAUGAUUUUUAGCGUUUGGUUGGAUCAAACCCAUGAUGGUAGCUAUGGCAAGCUCAACUGCAGCUCCAUUUUUGCUUACUUUCAUAUGACAUCUAUAACAGGGAGGAGAAGAGAAAUCUUAAAAAGCCUCACACCUCCAACCCUGGCCAAUAACGAGUUCUUGAUUGGCCAUAUUUGUGUCCUAUUUGAUCCACAACUGAUUAAAAUCUUUAUUCUCAGAAGUCAUUUUUCUCUUUGUUACGUAUCAUCACAAGAAGAACAGAAAAAAGUGCAAAAAUGAAAAUGGACAAAAAUAAUUUUUGGGACCCAAAAACCCCAAAAUAUAUGUGAAAAAAUUGUUUUUAUGUAAAAACAUCUUUGGUCAGAUUCUAUUUAUUACUGUUUACUUUAGCAUCGAGGAGAUAGAGCAUUCGCAGCCUUUUAACCCUGGCUUAACUUUUUGGCACCCCUUUUGAGCUGUAAAUUCGACGGGUAUCUGUGGAUGAUUGUCUUCCAAACCUAAUGGGUCUGGGUGUGAAGUUGUAUUAACUAUGUUCCCGCGCAGUUUUUAAGUGAUUUCAGGCUUGUAUUGGAUUCGGUUCACAACCCUGCGUUGCGCUUUGAACUAACAGAAAUCCUUUUGAGAAAGCAUGGUUUCUACCUGCCUUAUUUCAAGGUACCAUGACAACCUUGUCGUAGCACUGAGAAUUUAUGAUAACACGCCUAAGACCAAACCAGUGCAACCAGCCUUAACGUGUAUGUUGUGAUCCCAGAAAAAAAAUGCUUGGCAAGGUGCUUAACGAAGGCAAGAGUGUUACUGGACAGUCUUUUCGAAAGCACAGCGCAUGCUGAACAAUUUUUCUCUUAAUUGACAAACAGACUUCUUUCCGCCUAGCUAACCAUAGCAACACACUGAACCGUGUUUUUUUCUCAAAAAUGUUAUUCAUCUUCAGCUAGACGUAGUAUUUGAGCUUGACCAAGGAAAGUGUUACCAAAAUGUUCAGUAUCAGUACCAAAAAUUCCCUGUUCUUAUUUACAAUUGGGCGCAAAGGGCUCAUUUCAGCACAAUGCUGUGUAAGCGCACUUUCGAUUUGUGCAGAUUUUUCAACGUUUUAAAUGCCGUGGUUGGCUUGGAAUAUACGCAAAUAAAUUUCCAUUAACCUGCUGUAAGGCCUUCAAACUUCAAGCCACCAGCUCAUCAAUAUUUAAUUUAUCCCAUACACUGGAAACACGGAGCGGUAGUCGUAAAUGCCAGAUCAGCAUUAAAGCAUGGAAAGAAAAUUGCUCCUGACUCUCUAUAUUAUGGUGUCUCUAACAUUGCCCGGAGUGCACCUUCAGAAUGCCGAUUCGGAAGGUACCGCUGAAGCUGAAGGUGAAGCAGAAGUUGAACCAAAGGCUGAGGCUGAAGGUGAAGCAGAAUCGCAACCUGAGGGAGGGCUAAAAGUCUAUGAAGGAUGCUAUUCCACCAAAGGUUGCUUUGGAAUGCCAGCAGAUUGCGUUUCAACAGGAUCAUGCACCCUUUUAGUGACGUACAAGACCAACGGGGGAAAGCUUGAUUUCGCCAUCAGUGCCUCAAACAUGCCUUCAGGAUCUUUUGCAGCCUUAGCCUUUUCCGAUGAUGGAAAAAUGGGCAACGAUUUGGUUCUGGCUUGUGUGGACGGGUCCAGCAUGUUAACAACAUGGAAUCUUCCACAGAAGAGCAACAUACCUGGAGUGGAGGGGAUCUCCUUAGAGUCUUUGGGAACCGAAAUUGAAGAUGGAUUCAAGACUUGCACAUUCACCUUAAAUGAACAGAUCACUGCUGCUCCUCCUGAUCAGUCUCCUGUUCAAUUCGACUUGAUCAACUCUCGUCAAUUUUUGCUAUUAGCCGCAGGGAGCAUGUCUGCAUCCGGGGAAUUGCUCACUUAUCAUUCUCAGAAUAAAUUGGCUUCAGCCGGUUCCGUGGCCUUGAAAUCCGUGGAACCUGUGGGAUCUGCCACCACUGUCUUAAUUCGGGUUCAUGGCGUGUUGAUGAUCAUUGCCUGGAUGGCCAGUGCUUCUUGUGGAAUGAUGUUGGCCAGGUAUUUCAAAGAAACGUGGAAAGGAUCUCAAAACUGUUUCGACAAAGACCGUUGGUUUGUCCUUCAUGUUAGCCUUAUGGUUGUCACCCUUGUGUGCACUCUCGUUGGUGGGACCAUAAUUUUCUCCGACAGAGGAUUUGAUCCAUUUCGAGCGGCUUUCCUAAAAGAGUAUCAGCAUCCAGUGGUGGGAGCGAUUUGCAUCAUUUUCAUGAUUAUCCAGCCCAUCAUGGCCUUCUUUAGACCUCAUCCCAAUGAGCCAUCUCGGCCUAUCUUUAAUUGGGCGCAUUGGUUUGUGGGCAAUGCAGCGUAUGGAUUCGGUUUGAUUGCCAUCUUGAUGGCUGGUGAACUCCCGGCCGCCUCGUUCCUACCCUCUGAUUCUUGGUCCUUAUUGAUCCUCAUAUUCAUUGGAGUUCACGUAUUGAAUCAUUUGGUCCUGAUUGUUCAACGAGCCUGGGCCAAAAACGCUACGGCCGUUGAAGCGGGUUGCGAUGGAUGUGAGGACGUUUUCAAUGGGAAAAAUGAUACAAAGCGAAAUGACUUGAAAGGCUCAGAUUGCCGGGUUGGGGCCGUCAUUAUCUAUGUUUUCUUCUAUUGGGUAUAUUCAGUGGUUAUGAUCGCUUUGAUCAUCUCUGCUACCGAAGGCAAGGAGGGAUUUUUUGAUUGCGAAUCAAGUUCGGCGGAAGCCGAGGCGGAAGCGGAAGCGGAAUGAUGUGAACUUUGUUAGAUUUGGGAGCAGAAGGUUGCAGUUGAGUGAAAGUUAAUAUGUUCCGUUGUGAUUACUGAAGUAAUCUGGCAAGCCCUUUUCGCAGGACAUGUGUACCUGAUGUGAACGUUGAACACUAAACAGGAUGUUACGUGGUGAUAGAAUCAAAUUUCAAAAGUAUGUCUAAUAGUCACCUGAAAUCACAAAAAGUAUGACACAAUCUUUUCGUUAAUUUUCAUUCUCCGGAUAUCGAAAUAAAUUUGGAUGCACAA